Messenger RNA from Helianthus annuus (common sunflower), 1689 nucleotides. RefSeq lists its product as uncharacterized. The coding region runs from base 1 to 1689 and encodes 562 amino acids. The transcript has a single exon. Gene Ontology annotation, molecular function: protein dimerization activity. NCBI's taxonomy places the organism in Eukaryota, Viridiplantae, Streptophyta, Magnoliopsida, Asterales, Asteraceae. The record is from RefSeq and is a predicted model, not a curated record.
AUGUUAGAGAGAAACGAGGUAGAUUUGAAGAUUAUUCGUGGUUUGUGUGCUAAUGGGAUCCCAUUCAAUGUAUUACGCAACCCGCAGUUUCUUGAGAUGGUGAGUGCAAUCAAGAAGGCACCAGAUGGAUACAAACCCCCGUCUAGUGAAAAAGCGAGAACCACAUUACUUGACGCGUGUGUACGGGAUGUUGAGAAGGAGCUAGCACCGGUCAAAGACACUUGGUACACACAGGGAGUGUCGAUCGUCUCGGACGGGUGGACGAAUGUCAAACAUAACCCAUUGAUUAAUGUUCUCGCGGUAAAUUCUCGUGGUGCCAUGUUUAUGCACGCGGGAGACUUCUUAGGGAUAGAGAAAAAGGCUGGGGUGAUUGCGAAGUAUCUUAUUGACGCGAUCGAGACCGUUGGAUCAAGCAACGUGUUGCAAGUCGUAACAGACAAUGCGGCUAAUUGCAAAAAGGCCGGGGAAGAGAUCGAGAAGGUAUAUAAGCAUAUUUUUUGGUCGCCUUGUUGUGUGCAUACUUUAAAUCUUAUUUUUAAAGACUUGGGGAACGAGUUUUAUUGGCAAAACGACACAUAUAAGAAAGGUAAGGCUAUUGUUAAGUAUUUUCUUAACCAUACACAUGCCUUAUCAAUAUUUAGAGAAAAUUCAAGGUUGGAAUUGUUGAAGGUUGCAAAAACAAGAUUUGCGUCACAUUAUAUACUUUUGCGAAGGUUAUUGGAUUGUAGGGAGGCACUAGCCACUACUAUCGUCCUCAAUUCUUGGCGGGAUUGGAUGAAAAGUGGGGAUGAAAUGGCUAGAACAGAGGGGGCAAACAUCACCGAAACGAUUAAAGAUGAAGAGUUUUGGGAAUCCGUGGAGAAUAUUUUAGCCAUUACAAAACCUAUUUUUUUGCUAAUCAAGUUUUGUGAUGGUGAAGGUCUUAAAAUGGGUGAAAUCUACGAAAAGAUGGACAACAUGGUUGGAGAAAUCAAAGAUGUCAUGAAGGAUAACAAAUAUGCAGGUUAUUUUGAGGAAAUUAAUCAGAUUGUUUUGGCUAGAUGGGAUAAAAUGUCAAUCCCACUUCAUUGUUUGGCGCAUGCUCUGAAUCCAAGGUUUUAUGAUAAACAUUAUCUACAAAAGUUGGCACCCUGUGACGUUAAAAGAAAAGCUCCGAACCUAGAUGUGGAAGUUUCAGAUGGUGUUAUAGAAGCGUUUAAAAAAAUCGGGGAAGACGAAGAGGAACGAAGUAUGUUGCGGGCACAAUUUGCAACAUUUCAUAUGAAAAAAGGUAUUUUUUCGAGGAGUGCGGCACAAGCUGAUGCCGUGACAAUGGAUGCAGUUGAUUGGUGGGGUACAUAUGGGUCGGAGACACCCGAAUUGGCAGAGGUGGCAAAAAAAGUGCUCUCUCAACCGAUUAGUAGUUCUUCGGCGGAGAGAAACUGGAGUACAUACUCCUACAUCCAUAAUGUCAAGAGAAAUCGUUUAAAUUGCAAUAGAGCGGAUAAACUAGUUUUUAUUCACUCUAACAUUAGGCUUCAGAGUCGUUUUCUAGAAUCGUAUAAAUCUGGACCCCACAAAAAGUGGGAUAUGAACCCGGAAAGCACGUAUAUUGAAGGUUCAAGUGCUCAGUUGGAAGAAAUGGUUUGGGAAGAUCUUGUUGAAGAAGACGUUGAUAACGGGAAAGGAAAAAGGGCACGUCUAGAUUAG